This is a messenger RNA of Symbiodinium sp. CCMP2456, 3015 nucleotides long. The record is from the annotation of a GenBank genome assembly. NCBI's taxonomy places the organism in Eukaryota, Dinophyceae, Suessiales, Symbiodiniaceae.
AUGCAGGCGGCACAAGCCAUUAAGUGUGGCGAUGCUGAAGUUGUAGUGGCUGGCGGCAUGGAAAGCAUGAGCAAUGUUCCCCAUUACCUGCAAGGCAGAAAAGGCUCAAAACUAGGCGACAUAAAAAUGACCGAUGGCAUGCUUCGCGAUGGCCUAUUAAACGUUUAUGAUGGCGUACACAUGGGCAAUUGUGCUGAAUUGUGCGCCAGCGAUAUGAAAUUUAGCCGCGAGGAACAGGACGAGUUUGCCAUUGAGAGCUACCGCAGAUCGGCAAAAGCCUGGGAAGACGGAAAAUUUCAAAAUGAGGUAAUUCCGGUUGAUGUGCCGCAAAGAAAAGGCGACCCCAUCCGCGUAGAGCGCGAUGAAGAUGUCUUUAAUGUAAAAUUUGAAAAAAUACCGCAGUUGAGGCCGGCUUUUGAUAAAAACGGAACGGUAACGGCUGCCAAUGCCAGCAGCAUUAAUGAUGGAGCAGCCGCCAUGAUUUUGAUGAGCGCUGAAAAAGCCGAGGCCCUGGGCCUAAAGCCCCUGGCAAAAAUAGUAUCUUAUGCCGAUGCUGCGCACCAGCCCGAAUGGUUUACCACCGCACCAGCCAAAGCGGUUCCCAAAGCGUUGGACAAAGCUGGCAUAAGCAAAGAGCAAAUAGAUGCCUUUGAGUUGAACGAAGCAUUUUCAGUAGUUGGCCUGGCCAAUAUCAAAAUUCUUGGCAUUGAUGCCGCAAAAACCAAUAUCAACGGAGGGGCCGUGUCUAUUGGCGCUCACCUCCCCCUGUAUAGCCCAAAGAAUAAAAGUUUGGUUAUUGCCGAUGAAGUGUUCACCUACACCGGGCCCGUGGCCAAGAAAAAGUACAGCCGCAAAGAGCUUAUUGAGGUAGCCUUUCAGUACAUGAAUGCGCCCUAUUUGUGGGGCGGUCGUUCGCCUUUUGGCAUCGAUUGCUCGGGAUUUACCCAAAUGGUGUACCGUUUGUGUGGGCACGCAUUGCCCCGCGAUGCCAAAGACCAAGCGCAAUUGGGUUACGCCCUUAGCUUUAUUGAAGAAUCAGAGCCGGGCGAUUUGGCCUUUUUUGACAACCAAGAAGGCCUCAUUACGCACGUGGGAAUUAUUUUGGAAAACAACUACAUCAUCCACGCAAGUGGCAAGGUACGCCUUGACCGCCUGGACCAAACCGGCAUUUUUAAUCCGCAGGACGCCACCGCUCAAAUGGCAUUGUUGCAGUUUAUGCAAAGUGGCCGGAAUAAAGCAGCGGUUCCAUCUACCGUUCACUGCGACCACCUCAUUCAGGCAGAAGUAGGUACCGAUUCGCACACCGUAAACGCGGGCGGCCUGGGAAUGGUUGCUAUUGGCGUAGGUGGUGCCGAUGCAGUAGACGUAAUGGCGGGCAUGCCCUGGGAACUGAAAUUUCCCAAACUUAUUGGUGUUAAACUAACCGGUAAGCUUUCUGGCUGGACUGCCUCAAAAGACAUUAUUCUUAAAGUAGCGGGCAUUCUUUCGGUAAAAGGCGGCACCGGAAGUAUUGUUGAAUACUUCGGCCCGGGAGCCGAGAGCUUAAGUUGCACGGGGAAAGGCACCAUUUGCAACAUGGGCGCAGAAAUUGGAGCAACCACCUCAACUUUUGGGUACGACCAGAAAAUGGCCGAGUAUCUAAAAGGCACCGGACGUGCUGAAGUUGCGGCUGCAGCCGAUGAAAUUGCCGAACACCUGACGGGCGAUGCCGAGGUUUACGAAAAUCCCGAACAAUACUUUGAUCAGGUUAUUGAAAUUAACCUCAGCGAAUUGGAGCCGCACAUCAACGGCCCAUACACGCCAGACCGCGCUACUCCCAUUAGCAAAUUUGCCGAAGAGGUGAAGAAAAACGGCUGGCCACAGGAGCUGGAAGUAGGCCUGAUUGGCUCAUGCACCAACUCUUCUUACGAAGAUUUAACCCGUGCCGGUUCGGUUAGAUACACCGCUGCGCGCGAUGGUUUGUUAGACAAGUUCACGGCCAUGGGUGGAGUUGUUUUGGCAAAUGCCUGUGGCCCGUGUAUUGGCCAGUGGGCGCGUCAUACCAACGAUCCCGACAAAAAGAACUCCAUCAUUACAUCCUUUAACCGGAAUUUCGCCAAGCGGAACGAUGGCAACCCAAAUACGCACAGUUUUGUGGCCAGCCCUGAGUUGGUUACCGCUAUGGCCAUUGCCGGUGAUUUGGCUUUUAACCCACUAACCGACACCUUGAAAAAUGAAAAAGGCGAGGACGUGAAGCUAGAUGAACCCAUGGGCAUUGAAAUGCCUCCCCAGGGUUACGCGGUUGAGAAUAAUGGCUACCACCAGCCGGCCAAAGACGGCAGUGACGUAGAAGUAAAAGUUGCCGAAGGUUCGGAGCGCCUGCAAAUUCUUGAUCCAUUUGACGGCUGGAACGGUGAAAACUUCAAAGACAUGAAGCUAAUCAUCAAAGCUAAGGGCAAAUGCACCACCGACCACAUUUCAAUGGCUGGGCCUUGGUUGCGUUUCCGCGGACACUUAGACAACAUUAGCAACAACACCCUCACCGGUGCUGUAAACGCCUUUAACGACAAAACGGAUAGUGUAAAAAACCAGCUCACCGGUGAAUACGGUUCCGUGCCUGACGUACAACGCGAAUACAAGAAAAAUGGCAUUCAAACCAUAGUUGUAGGCGAUCACAAUUACGGAGAGGGUUCGUCUCGUGAGCACGCGGCCAUGCAACCGCGCCACCUGGGCAUGCGCAUUGUUUUGGUGAAGUCAUUUGCGCGUAUCCACGAAACCAAUCUCAAAAAGCAAGGCAUGCUUGGGCUAACCUUUGCCAAUGAGAACGACUACGAUUUGAUUCAAGAAGAUGAUACUUUUGAAACAGUGGAUCUGGAUCAGUUUGCCGAGGGCAAACCCAUUCACUUAAAAGUAACACAUGCCGAUGGCAGCACCGAUACUAUUGCGUGCAACCACACGUACAAUGCCAACCAAAUUGAUUGGUUCCGUGCGGGCAGCGCCUUGAAUAAAAUAAAAGAAGAGAACAAGAAAGCUUAA